This is a messenger RNA of Larimichthys crocea (large yellow croaker), 1754 nucleotides long. It is a transcript of the gene brf2, whose product is annotated as BRF2 general transcription factor IIIB subunit. The transcript is spliced from 4 exons. The record is from RefSeq and is a predicted model, not a curated record. Gene Ontology annotation, biological process: transcription preinitiation complex assembly; DNA-templated transcription initiation. Gene Ontology annotation, molecular function: TBP-class protein binding. NCBI's taxonomy places the organism in Eukaryota, Metazoa, Chordata, Actinopteri, Sciaenidae. Bases 194 to 1537 code for a protein of 447 amino acids. Gene Ontology annotation, cellular component: transcription preinitiation complex; nucleus.
GACACAUUUUACUCACACACGCCACAGAAACGUUUAUUGGUCGUCGAUCAGCUGUUCAUAAUAUUCUCACAGAGCUGGUAACAUUAAGUCAUUUCAGAUUAAUUAACAAUAAUUAUCACCUGUCUUUUUUAAAACAAAUCUUUACCGUUAGUUAUCUUCCGCUGCCCGCGCGCGGCGGCAGUUUCUCUGUGAGAUGUCUCGUGCGGGUUCGAGCUGCCCGGGCUGCGGUUCUGCGAACAUCGAGCGGGACGACCUGUACGCGCAGACCCAGCUGGUGUGCGUGGACUGCGGCUAUGUGGUGGCCGAGGGCUCGCUGAACCAUGAGCCAGGCGGAGGUUCAGGUACUUCAGAUGUCAGCUACCGUCGCACCACAUCUGCAGCCAAAAAACCUUGUGUGAACCUGAGAAAAGGUCUGCAGCGCGUGACAGCCAUUUGUCGAAUUCUCAGGGUCACUAGAGAGGUCGAGGACCUCUCACAGACUUAUUACACCCGGGCUUAUCAGCAUGAAAAUUUCCUCAACGUGAGCCUUGAAAAGAAAGAAGUUCUCGCUGCUUGCUCCGUACUCGUAAGCUGCAGACUGCAUGAUUGGCCCAUCACCUUGACAACCAUCAGCUGCCUGCUGGAUGCUGACCCGGCGGCGGUGGGAGCGGUUUUUAAAGAGAUGGUCAGCGUUCUUAACAUCAGUGUUCCCGUCUUCAGCAUCACUGAUGUAAUCGAAGCGCACAGUCAGGAGUAUAAAAUUAGUUCUCAACAUGUUCCCGAAGAACUGGCUGAGGACUACAGGGCCUUGACCAAGCGUGCCGUGGCCUUGGUGGAGCUGGCAGCAGAUGCCUGGAUUGUGUCUGGCCGGAAGCACAUCCCCAUCAUGAUGGCAGCGAUCUAUUUGGCCUGGCAGUCCCUGAAGCCCAUCAAGCAACGCCUGAAAUUUACCCUAGAUAAAUUCUGUCAGAUUGCCAAAGUGAAUAAGCAAAGGCCUGCUUUGACUAGAAUAAUCGAGAUGAAGGAGAUGCUGUGUAAACUGGGUAAGGAGAUCCCCUGGGUCACAGAAGCAGUGAAUCCAAGUAAUGUUGUUCAGCUGAUGGAAGAUAUACUAAAGCACAGGUACGCCCUGCUAAGGAGGGCUAUGAGAACCCAAAAGGCUCUGCUGGAGGAGGAACAGGACAGCGGUGACGACUCUGUAACUGAGGAGACUGCCCCUGUGAAAAUCCCUGAGCUUACAGAGCACACUCAAAGUACAUCUUCUGGGCAACAGUGUGAACAGAAUACCGAAAGGGCCAAUGUACUAGGCACAGUACCUGAGCUGCACAGUAAUACUCAGGAGAACCAGGAUCCUGCACCAAACUGGGGCAAGAGACUGCUGUUUGCUCCCCCGUGUGUGAUUCAUGCCAAGAUAAGGAGAGUGGAGCGAACUGAACUCAAGGAUGUGACCGGUGAUGAGGAAAUAUCUGACAGUGAAAUUGACUCAUACAUCCGUACUCCUCGGGAAGCUCGAGAAUUUGCUCUGGCACAGAAGACACUGUCCUCGUCUGAGAAGUAAGAAGUCAUGACAAGAUAUUUAUAGAGACCAGUGUUUACUUCUUAGGUUACUGGAUAUGUAAGCUUAAUUACAGUCCUGUUCUAAUGGUACUGGUAUUUUUGGUUCUCGACUUAGUGUUCAUUUUGCUGCUUAUGUUUUGUUGACUUGCAAAUAAAGCUUUUGUUUGAAAGGAUAAAAAAUCUUAAGUUAUUGGACACAGAUGAGUAUAUGUGAGAAA